AUGCUUAGUAGAAUUUCCUUGAUCUCAAGUCUGCUCGUUCUCGCACCAUUGCACGCGCUGGCUAAAGAAUGCUUUGCCCCGGAUGGAUCCGUCGCCGACCACACGUACCGGCCAUGUAUUGCAAUCGACGGCGUAGAGUCCAUGUGCUGCUCGCUGAACUCAACCACCCCUGAUACAUGUCAUCCGAACGGUCUAUGUUUGAGCAGUGCAAACAGCACAUACGGCUCAAACUACUGGAGGGACUUCUGUACUGACAAGACAUGGGAUAGUCCCAAUUGCCUAAGCAAGACACUCUGCGACAAGAACGCUGGCGGAUCCUCAAGCUGGACAUCUCGACUCACGAUAUGCGAUAAUGGCGCGUAUUGCUGCGGUACAGAUAAGAGUUGCUGCUUGGAGGGCACAACAUUUACGCUCGCGGCUACACUAGUCGACAUUGGGAACCACAGUACUGCGACUGCGACUGCGACUGCGACUGCAACUGUGACUGCAACCGCCACCGUGACAUCAAAGGUCUCAGGAUCAUCAACUGUGGCCAUUGGGGUCGGUGUAGGGGUCCCAUUGGCAGUUCUUGCCCUUGCAAUGCUGGGAGCAGGCUUCUUUUGGGGGAGGAGAAAAGCACAGGAGAAAUACAAUGCGUUAGGCGGUGCCCAUGCGGAUGUAAAGGCGGGAGAGUAUAUACGAUCAGGAAUAUGGCAUGCCGACUCAAAUCCGCUCUAUGAGGUUUCAGGUCAGGGAUCGCCCAGUGAACUGCCCGGGAGCAAAGCACCAAUGCGAUAG
Messenger RNA from Penicillium soppii, 777 nucleotides. RefSeq lists its product as uncharacterized. The transcript has 2 exons. The record is from RefSeq and is a predicted model, not a curated record. The coding region runs from base 1 to 777 and encodes 258 amino acids. Lineage: Eukaryota; Fungi; Ascomycota; Eurotiomycetes; Eurotiales; Aspergillaceae.